AUGGGAGUGAGUUGAGAUGGCACCCUACAAAUACCCUCAAUUCGAAACUAUAUAUCUCAGCUGCCGAUGAAGAUAUCAAGAAGUUGUCAACUAAUAAAUUGCUAACUGAAACAAUGUGUACAUUUCGUUAGUUGACAACUUCUGGAUAACUCCACCCAGUGAGAUACAUUGAUUCGAACGGGCAUAAUCGAAUUUCAGGGUGGCGAAAGCAAAGAAGUGAAGAACUUGAAAGACGAACAAGCCGCGAACGAUAGAAGAUACGCGAAUGAACAUAACACACAGAUACUGGGUUGGAUAAUAAUAUAGGACAACUCUAUCAUGUUUUAUGUUCAGCGCAUCAGGCGCAAUCAGCAACGAUGGACAAAGAGCUGGCCAGGAGAAAUGAUGCGUUGGACCGUCUGAGGAAAGCGCAGGCUGAAGCUAAUGAGUGAGUGUGAAUUAAGUUAAGCAUAGUUGCACUGAAAUUAUAUUCCUCGCGAUAGUUUCUAAGUCAUGUAACACUGCUUGGAAUUCUGACUGAUAAGAACAUUGUUUACCGCAACACUCUUUCCAACUUCUGCCAAGAUCACUGUUGAAAUUCGUCAUCUUGCUAAUUCUUAAAUUGUUUACACUUUCUUGCCAUCUCGGUCUCUUCCUCACUCUUGCUAACUCUUACAUGACACAUGUCCGGGUUGUUUGUUGUCCAUUGACCGAGAGUUGACCUUCACGGAGAAACGGACAAAAAGUGAAUCGUCGAGUCUUGACUCUGACCUGCGAACGUUUAUGAUAACCGGGGGGGUCUGACCAGGAAAUGUUUAAGAAGUUAUGCUCCAAGAGACGUUUCGCUCUUUCCCUCCAUUCUGCGUCGACCCAUGUAAAACAUCGAUACUUAAGGAAAAACGAAAAUGAGCUACGAGCAACGCGUGCGGAACAAGCCAAACGGGCGGCCGAGCUUCAACGGCAACAAGACUUCGAACUGUCUCAACUGCGGGACGAUUCGGAGGCGGAAAAGCUGCGAGUGCGCGGCGAGUACGCAGCGAAAGCGGAGAAACUGGAAGAGGAGCACAAGGCUGAAGUGGCGAGAGCUCGGAAAGAACAGGAGGAUAUCAGGAAGCAGAGGGACGAGGAAAUUCGGAAGGCGGAGAGCGAACGCGGCGAACUGCAGAAGCGAAAGGCGGAGGAAGUGGCGGAGCACAAGAAGAAGUUGGAGACGAUGGCAGCGAACCAUCGGAAGGAGGUCAACGAGCAGUACGAUCGGAUGCUCCAGCUGACGAACGAGCACACGCAAGCGGCGGUGUACGUAACGUUCUCGACUCUAAAAUGAAAUUGAGAUUUCAGAAAGCGCAUCGCCGAUGAAACCAGCAAACGAAUGGCAAUCGUGGAUGUGGCCCACAAGCAACAUCGGGAAGACACCAUCACUGCCAUCUACCAGAACAUUUACAAAGAGUACAUGGCGAUUCAGAAUCGAGGAGAGAAACUCAAACAGGCCGUCGUCGAUUUUAACAGCGUGUUGGAGGUGAGUUUCAAAGAAAGAGUUCAACGUUUUGGACAAAAAUGCUUUCAGGUGGGAGACGGCGCAACAGAAGUGCCGUACGAGAUCAGAGAGAUGAACAGCGAGUUCGGCACGGAAAGCGCGUUGAUGAACAGACAAGUGAGCAACUUGCGCCAGAGGAUUACCAACUCUUUCGACAUCUCCGAAGAGUUCAAGAAUGCGUUGAUGGUGAGUGAAAUCGGGUUGGGUUUCCGAGAUGCCGACUUCCGGAUUCCGCGUUCCGGGCAUAUUUUUUCAUUCCAAUUUCCGUUUUCCAUGUUUCGGGUCAAGAAUCGAGUGCUGAAUAACUAUUGAAAACAAUGUGAAUAUUUAGGAACCCCUUGAGAAGUACACGAAAUCUUGCAACCAAGUCCAGGGAAUCUCGUACAAAGUUAUCCUCGCUGUACAGGUUGGACAACUGGCCAACUAUUGCAUUUCAACUUUUUGCAGAACAACAAUCUGAAAGCGUUGGAGCCGAUCAGAGAGGCGCUUCAGCCGCAUCAGGAGGCUAUUGAGAGCAUGAUUGCGGAGAUGAACGCUCAAAAGUUGAAAGAACAUGUGGAGGAAACCAUCAAGAAUAUUCAUCAGAAGAGUAUCACCCAAUGACCCGUCUGUUCUUCUUGUCUGCUAUAUUUGUUACGUUGAACUCAUUUAUUAGAACUCCUCGUGUUCCGAUCUAUUUUUAUUCGAUUUCAAACUGGUUAUCCACCAGUAUCAUACUUUAAAAUUUCACCCUUAACAACCCUCCUUCGAGGAUAAAUUGCAGAAGUUAUGAGUGGAAAUCCGCUCUCGGAUGAGUUGGCCUCGAUUGAGUCAAGAUUAACUGAGCUGAAACGUAGGAUCCAAAACGACUUUGUACCUCAACAGGAAUUGAAUUAUCUCUGGGAAGAGAGAUAUCAUCUGGAAGACAGGAAAAAACAGUUGGAGAAAAUUCUGGUAAGUAUACGUGGAACAUUGAAAAUAACUAUUUUCUUUAUUAAUUUAUGGGGCUAUUCAGCAGCAAGAGUACCAAAAAUACGGAAAUUAUUCGGCUGGAGGUAAUGUGCUAACUCUGCAGAAAGAUCCAGGAAUUCUUGGUUCUGUGAUAGGCAAAGUCACUAGCGUGUUCAAGACAAGCGGACCAAGCAAAGAGGUACAUAUCUUCAAUAUUCACUACCAAAAGCUAACAAGCCAAAACAUUUUGAGGAAAUCCAAAGACAACAACGCUUAGAACUGGAUCGAAAAGAUGCUGAGAGUAGGAGAGCGAUACAAGCUGCCGAGCAGGCCGAACUCGACGCCAUUAUUCAGAAGUCGACGGAGCAGUCUCGACAGAGAGUCACGGAAAAUGUGCGGCAAGCAGAUCUGAAACUGCAACGACGUUUGGAUGAUCUGUCGGCCGAGGAAGAGGAACGACGAAGACGGAACCGCGAGGAGGAAGCGAUAAAUCGGCAGAGAGCGGAUGAAGAAGCGAAACGGGAGCAGGAAGCGAGACAGAGAGACCUGAUGGUGAGCAGUGGGGCAUCCGUGCGGGGAAUGGCCAAAAAAACCCCGGUCCAGACUUUUUGAGUUGGUAGCAUAGGGAAUACGUCACUACCAUUGAAAAAUCACAUUUUCCGGGGUCCAAUAAUGAUAAUACCCCUCUCAAGUUUAGUAAAGUUCAGUAGUUUUUUACCUAGAAUAGGAUUGAAACUUGAAAAAUGAACAUUAUUUGUUUGUAAGAGCCCCUAAAAUCGUGCGAGCAAUUCCAUUCUUGGCUUGAAUCGAGUUGCUCACUAACUGCUAUUGUUAACUUAUCUCUUCGUAUAGAAUCAUUGUCCCUAGUAACCUUCGUCUCUAGUACUCUGCCCAAAUACCGGUAGAUUACCUCGAGGACGAAUUUUUUUCAACAGAGCGCAUUUUCAGGAGCGCGAGUUGCGCAACGCCGCUAUCCGUGAAACCCUGGCUCGUAAAGAGCAAGAGGAGCGUCUUCGAACCGAGAACAUGCGCGCCGAACAGCUUCGCAAACUCGACGAAGUCGAUCAGUUGAGACGUACUAAAAUGGAGCAGCACCGACAACACAUUGACGAAUUGAAUGCGCGAAACGCCCGGGAGAAAGAGGAACAAUUGAAGAAGCUGAGAGAUUUGGAGGACGAAAUAAUAAAGAGUCAGGAGGAGGCACGCUCAAAGUUCGAGGAGAUGAACAGAAAGUGUCGCGAGCAGAUGGAAAUUCUGAUGGAGGCGAUGAAGAAGUCCCAGAUGACGAGGACCAUCGAGGCCAACUGGAACAACCGGCUCCAGGCGAUGAAGUCGACGGAGAAGAGAAUCGGUCGCGCGGUGGCCAGGGUGAAAACGCAGCUCGCGGUGGCCAAGUACAAGGAGACGAAUCCGGAGAUUUUGAGAAGAGAGUUUGAUCAGAUGAAGACGGAAUUGUCGGAAGUGAAGAAAAUCAUGGACAGAGAAUCCGACAAUCUUGAGAAGAUGUACGAGUUCUCGGGAAAGCAAUUCGUGUUGGAUAUCGGGGUAGGCCAGAGAACCUGAAGAGUGUUUUCAAUCGGUAUUCUUGCAGGACUCGCUCAGAUCGGUCUCUGUGGCUUGCACCAACUUCUCCCAGUAUCUCGACGCAAUGUACAACUGCUCCUUCACUAAAGAAGAGUCGAAGAAAGUGUACAACGACGUGGAGCUUCAUGAAGAACGAAUCGUGGCUGCCUACAAAGACAUUCCAACUAUAGAAUCACUGAAGGAGAAGCACGCCUCCGGCUGGCAGAGCUCUUCGUCGUCUGCCGUCGGAGCCAUCACCGAUGACGGUCAUGUGCUCGUCAUUGAGGAGAUGGACUAAUUUCAAAUUCAUUUGAACAUUUUGCAUCCGCUUUUUAAAACUAUUUUAUGCUGCUUUUAUUUCAUGUAACCUUUUAGCUUUGAUAAAAUUUCCCAAAUGUGUGUUGCAUAAUGCUUGAAAUGAGGUCAUCUCGUCCGACUCAACUACUUUCCUCUCUUUCUUGUUUGAUUUUUUACUGAUCAAUUUUCAGACUCUCGCCGUCACACGCAAACUCCUCGAAUUACACGUGAGUCGCAAAAUGAACAAACACAUUUUGUUUAUUCCUCAUUGCGUUUCCUUAUCAGUUACGCAUGGCAAAAAUUGAAAAAAAAGCUGAUAAAAUAUAGGAAGAAAUGUGAUGGGGGACCGGAAAAUAAUACUGUCAAUUUCAGCAGACAUCUGCAAAAUGGCCGACCAACCGGAUGGGGAUGAUCGAAUCGGGUUGGAAACGUUUUUCGAAUCGCUAAGACUCCAAAAAGCAGGAAGGGAUCAUGCGGAAGCGCAGAUGAGAACAGCAGCCUAUCAGGUAAUUUAGGUAUACUUUUUAGAGUAUGACGUAUAGGCUGGAAAUGAGACCCGCUCACGAGUAAACAACAUUCACAGGCCCUUGCCGGACACGUCAAUCAGGCGCGCGAAGAGGCCCAGGAAUCGGCGAACAGGUUGAAAAACUUGGAAAAUGAUCAGGAAGCGGAUCGGCAAAAUCUUCGCAUCGCCGAAAUCGGUUCGAUAUCCCGUGCUUGCCAUCAUAUUCAAUCAUUCUCCAGAAUUCUCCUGGCAGUUCAAUGAGGACGGCGGACAGGCGAGAGCUCUCUGCGACGCCCGUACUUUGUCACCCAAAAAGGCGCUGGAACCUUUGUUCAAAAGCAUAAAACAAGACGUUUCGAUGAUCCCUCGACGCUUUAAGCAAGUUUACGACUCGGUAAACGAUAAUGCUCUUUCGGUGCAAACGACGCGUUACUUUCAGGUCAACCAUGCCGUCAAAAUCAAGAGCGCGGAAGCUGCCAAAGAAAUUGAGCAUUUUGUAAGCAACGAAUCUCGCUGACUACUAAGCCUUCUCGAGAUUUUCAACAUUUCAGGACGCUCUCUCGAACAUAGAGAACCUGUUAAUAGCGAUAAUCAAUAAUGCAAUGGCAAUUGCAAAGUUUGGGCCGUUCGACGAGAAAAACGACGAACGAAUUGUUCGUUUUCUGAUGAUUCUCAAUCGUUUCUCUUUCCGAUUUGCAGGAGUGUUUCCAGACUAUGAAACAGAAUGUAAUGGGCGUUCUGGACGACACUGAACAACUGGGAAACAUGUGGAAUGCCGGAAAUGCGGAUGCGGCCUGGCUGAAAUCACUGUGGGAUCAGAUGCAGACCACGAAGAAGAACGUGGAUGCGCUCGUCGAAACGUGGAAAAAAUGCCCUCUUUUGAGCGCUUAA
Molecule: messenger RNA, 5699 nt
Organism: Caenorhabditis sp. 36 PRJEB53466
Lineage: Eukaryota; Metazoa; Nematoda; Chromadorea; Rhabditida; Rhabditidae
Source: the annotation of a GenBank genome assembly